GCCAAGUAUGGACCUGCUAUUCCUGUCUCCAGUUCUGCAGGCUCCAGCCUCUUCCUAUUUCCCCUGGAACUCCCUAGUCUUCUCCAAGGCAGGCACCCUAAUGCCUCACAAGUCCCCCCAUUUUCUCACUCACCCUGCCUGGCUUAGUGUUUUCUUCUUUAUCCCACUCUCCUGAUGGCUAGGCUCCGGAGUGACCACUGCUCCCCAGGAGCUCCCUGCUCCUCCUUCCCAGGCAGGAAGUGGAGCUGGACCUGCCUCUGGAAGGACCAUGCGCAGCACCACACUCCUGGCUCUGCUGGCACUGGUGCUGCUUUACUUGGUAUCUGGGGCUCUAGUGUUCCAGGCUCUGGAGCAGCCUCACGAGCAGCAGGCUCAGAGGAAAAUGGAUCAUGGCCGAGACCAGUUUCUGAGGGACCAUCCCUGUGUGAGCCAGAAGAGCCUGGAGGAUUUCGUCAAGCUCGUGGCUGAAGCCCUGGGAGGGGGCGCAAACCCAGAAACCAGUUGGACCAAUAGCAGCAACCACUCAUCAGCUUGGAACCUGGGCAGCGCCUUCUUUUUCUCGGGGACCAUCAUCACUACCAUCGGCUAUGGCAAUAUAGUCUUACACACAGAUGCCGGGCGUCUCUUUUGUAUCUUCUAUGCACUGGUGGGGAUCCCGCUGUUCGGGAUGCUGCUGGCGGGAGUCGGGGACCGGCUGGGCUCCUCUCUGCGCCGGGGCAUCGGCCACAUUGAAGCAAUCUUCUUGAAGUGGCAUGUGCCACCAGGGCUGGUGAGAAGUCUGUCCGCAGUGCUCUUCCUGCUGAUUGGCUGCCUGCUCUUUGUCCUCACUCCUACCUUCGUGUUCUCCUACAUGGAGAGCUGGAGCAAGUUGGAAGCCAUCUACUUUGUUAUAGUGACUCUCACCACCGUAGGCUUUGGCGAUUAUGUACCUGGCGAUGGCACCGGGCAGAACUCUCCAGCUUACCAGCCGCUGGUGUGGUUCUGGAUCUUGUUUGGCCUAGCCUACUUCGCCUCAGUGCUCACCACCAUCGGCAACUGGUUGCGAGCGGUGUCUCGCCGAACUCGGGCAGAGAUGGGUGGCCUAACGGCACAGGCUGCUAGCUGGACCGGCACAGUGACAGCAAGAGUGACCCAGCGAACUGGGCCCAGCGCCCCGCCGCCAGAGAAGGAGCAACCACUCCUGCCCUCCUCUUUGCCGGCACCGCCUGCUGUUGUUGAGCCAGCCCGCAGGCCCGGCUCCCCUGCACCCGCAGAGAAGGUUGAGACUCCGUCCCCGCCCACGGCCUCAGCUCUGGAUUACCCCAGUGAGAAUCUGGCCUUCAUCGACGAGUCCUCAGACACGCAGAGUGAGCGUGGCUGUGCCCUGCCUCGGGCUCCUCGGGGUCGCCGCCGACCCAACCCAUCCAAGAAGCCUCCCAGACCCCGGGGUCCUGGGCGACUCCGAGACAAGGCCGUGCCGGUGUAGGGGCAGGAUCUCUGGCCCGGGAUCCCACGCCAGGGCUUCGCUCUUGCUGAUGCUCAGGCAUGCUUGGCUUAUUUGACCAAAGAGCCCCCCCCCCUCUUUUGUUCCACGUGGUUGCAACCCUGACAGGAGUCCAGUGGUUGCCAGAUGCCACGGCUCUUCCCUGGCUGGUUCUUCACAUCCAAUCAUUUCCAAAGCCCACCAUCCAAGGCUUUCUGUCUCGCUCCCCUGCCGGUUUUGUCCCUCACACCUCACGACUGUGCCUCAAAACCUGCACCAAUAAAACGAAAACUCUGCACUACCGAGUGCAUGCUCCUGGACCCAAGUCGGUGUGCGAGUGCUUUUCUCGCGCCACCAUGGGCUUAUAUCAGGCCCACUGCCGUCCUUAGGCCCCCACACCGGACAAGUCAUGCUCUUUUGAUUAAGUUCAGGUAUUCAGACUCUUGUCUCUGCCUGGAGGAGACCCGGACUCGAAACUGGACUGGGUACUUCCAGUCUUGGCAUUGAUAUUGGGGGUGGGAGCAACUUAGAGUCUUGAUGCAAUCUGCAGUUUGAAGUCUCCUCCCGCGAGGCCACUAUAACCUUCCCGGAGGAGACUGCCCCU
Mus caroli (Ryukyu mouse) is the source of this 2066-nucleotide messenger RNA. The record is from RefSeq and is a predicted model, not a curated record. Lineage: Eukaryota; Metazoa; Chordata; Mammalia; Rodentia; Muridae.